CGGAAAUCAGGUUCUCUUUCCCGGCGGUCUCCGCGCCAAGAUGCCUGACAGGAGCUUCCGGUGGGGAGGCGUGAGGCUCCGCCGUGGCGGGUGUGAGGCGUGAAGGUCGGACCCGGGCGGGGGUCCCGCGGAGCAGCGCGUCGCCGUGGAUGAGAGUGUCGUUGGGAGAGAGGAGGUCCCCGAGCCCGGCAGGGAGCCAUGGCCGCGGUGGUGGCCAAACGCGAAGGGCCGCAGUUCAUCAGCGAAGCGGCGGUGCGCGGGAACGCCGCCAUCCUGGACUAUUGCAGGACGUCUGUGUCGGCCCUGUCGGGUGCCACGGCGGGGAUUCUCGGCCUGACCGGCCUGCACGGCUUCAUCUUCUACUUCCUGGCUUCCGUCCUCCUCUCCGUGCUCUUGGUGUUAAAAGCCGGACGGCGAUGGAACAAGUACUUUAAAUCCCGGAGGCCGCUUUUCACGGGGGGGCUUAUAGGAGGGCUUUUCACGUACGUCCUGUUCUGGACUUUCCUGUACGGCAUGGUUCACGUCUACUAAAACGACUAGGAGCCGCAGUAGCUGCAGUGGUUUUUAAUGAACCAGAAAGACUGUUGCCAAGAGUCAUCUACACAACUAGGCCAGCUUACCUUUUAAACCGUUGUUCAUCGCUUGUCAGUAAAUUAUGUCCAAGUACAAAUGAAUCGGUAGUACUGUUCUAAUUAAACUGAAUGUGAAACACCA
This is a messenger RNA of Harpia harpyja (harpy eagle), 714 nucleotides long. RefSeq names its product ER membrane protein complex subunit 6 (gene EMC6). The transcript is spliced from 3 exons. Gene Ontology annotation, cellular component: endoplasmic reticulum; membrane; EMC complex. Gene Ontology annotation, biological process: autophagosome assembly; protein folding in endoplasmic reticulum. NCBI's taxonomy places the organism in Eukaryota, Metazoa, Chordata, Aves, Accipitriformes, Accipitridae. The record is from RefSeq and is a predicted model, not a curated record. The coding region runs from base 199 to 531 and encodes 110 amino acids.